AUGUUAUUUUCUUUUUUCGCUCGCACGUACGGGACCAGGCCACUGAGGGCAGCGCCACCCCGCCGCUACUCUGCGCAGGCGCGGGAAGCGCGAGGCGCGCGUUUUGAAGGUGCUGUCAUGGCGGCGUUGAGCCAGGAGUCGGACUCGGCCCCGGCCCCGGCCCCGGCCCCGGCCCCGGCCCCGGCCCCGGCCCGAGAGCUGGAGCUGACUCCGGCCCCGGCGUUGUACCAGUGCAGCGGCGACGGCUCCGGCGACUUGGAUGUCCGCAGUCUGGUCCGCCUGAGGGACCUACUGAAGGAGCAGCUCAGAGAGCACAAAACGGCUAUUCUUGCCGCAACAUUGUCUUUUGCAGGUCAGGAAAAUUUCCUUGAUAAUGAAAUUGAAGAAGACUUUAGCCAGAGUGCCACACAAAAUUUGAAAAGAUAUCUAGAAGAUGCAAAAGUCUCUUUGCAGAACAGGACGUUGGCCUUGCAAAGGACCCAAAUUGUGGACACCCUCAGAAACAAAUUGAAACAAGAUGAUGAGGACUCACGUCUGAUCCUGGAAACAAUGCAAGACAUACUAUUGCUCAGCUGGACAAUAAUUGACUAUCAGCAGCAAGUACAUCAGAAGGAACAGCAGCUGAUUAACAUUAAAAUGGAAAGACUCUUACAAACAAAACAUGGAAGAGAGAAACUACAGCAAAUUCAUACCAUGAAGAAAAGGCAAAAGGAGAAACAAGCAUAUGUGAAUUUACAUGAGAAGAUGCUUUAUAAAUUAGAAAAACAAAGAUGGAUUACUACAAUAAUUCAACAUGUGUUCCAGAACAUCAUAAUUGGAAGCAGAAUUAACUGGGCAGAAGAUGAAUCUUUAAAGGCAAUUGUUCUACAGUUUGAAAAAAAUGUAGUGAGUCAGUGAGUCAGGAGAUGUGGUGUUUAUUUUAUACAUUGUGUGCAUUUUAACUAAACUUGAUAAAUUUUAUGUAUCUUAAAUUUUAAAAUUUGACCUUUCUGGAAGAUGUUGUUCUCUCCA
Molecule: messenger RNA, 1011 nt
Organism: Melozone crissalis (California towhee)
Lineage: Eukaryota; Metazoa; Chordata; Aves; Passeriformes; Passerellidae
Gene: CENPH
Product: centromere protein H
Exons: 9
Coding region: 1-897 (298 amino acids)
Biological process (GO): kinetochore assembly; chromosome segregation; mitotic spindle organization
Cellular component (GO): nucleus; kinetochore
Molecular function (GO): kinetochore binding
Source: RefSeq, a predicted model, not a curated record